Messenger RNA from Cydia pomonella (codling moth), 882 nucleotides. RefSeq lists its product as uncharacterized. Lineage: Eukaryota; Metazoa; Arthropoda; Insecta; Lepidoptera; Tortricidae. The transcript has 2 exons. The record is from RefSeq and is a predicted model, not a curated record. The coding region runs from base 88 to 789 and encodes 233 amino acids.
UUUACAGAAAUAGAAAGUGGCAGCGCAAAUGGUAGAACUUGGUAGUUGAAACAGGUAGCACCAUUAAAAAAAAAUACGAAAGUAAACAUGGCGAGUGACCCAGAUGAUUUUGAUCAAAAUAUUGAAAACUUAAAAGCAACAGUAAAACAGUCAUUCGCUCGCAUUUACGCCUCUCUAAAGGCGAGGGAACUCAAGACGCUGAGGCAGCUCGACGCUAUACGUAAACAAUGCCAAAACGACAAUGAUCUGAAGCGGAACUGUGUUCAAAAUAUCCAUAUAUCUUAUGACAAUGAGUCCACAUUACUAGAUAAUGUAAGUAAUUACGGUUUAAUCGAUUUAGAAAAGCUUAAUUUUGAUAAUAGUAUAUUUACUCUGGAAGAGUACGUAAGUCCGAAUGAUGACCACAUGUACUCCUAUAAAACUAUCGGGGAAUUGAGUAACGAAACGGAUGAAAAUUUGGCUAUAGAAGAGGCAGCUCUGAGACAGUUGACUAGAACGGAGAAUUGUGUGUGUUACGUGAACAUAAGAACUGAGGAAGUUUCCAAACAGUUCAGAGAAGUUAUAAUUGAUCCUGUACCGGUUAUGCCACCGCAAGAGCCUGAAUGUGUAGAAAAUAAAGAAGCAAUCAGUGAGAACGUUACAGAAGAUGAAAAGAGUGACAGUUCUGAUCCUGAAGUAGUUAAGAUAGAUCCUACCGAUGAUUGGUUGAAUUCCAUAAAGAGUCAAACCGAGACCGAGCCUUCGCAAGUAAGUGACGUAAUGGAGCACAGUACAAUAACUUGCUCUUAGAUAAUAAAUAGAGUAAUAAUAAGUAAAUUUACUUAAAUCUUGUUACUUAUAGAUUUUAAUAAAGUUUUAUAUUUUUACGCAUAAAACUGCUGA